This is a messenger RNA of Triticum turgidum subsp. durum (durum wheat), 1020 nucleotides long. Lineage: Eukaryota; Viridiplantae; Streptophyta; Magnoliopsida; Poales; Poaceae. The record is from the annotation of a GenBank genome assembly.
AUGGCGGCAACGACUCGCGGGCUGAUGCUCAACAUCUCCUGCCUCCUCCUCUUUCUGGGCUCGCUCCUCCCGGGUGCAUUGUCCACUACGUUCACGCUGACCAACUCCUGCGCCUACACGGUGUGGCCGGGCCUCCUGUCCGGCUCGGGCGCGCCGGCGCUACCCACCACGGGCUUCGCGCUGGCGCCGGGGGAGUCGCGCGCCGUGGAAGCGCCCUCGGCGUGGUCGGGCCGCAUGUGGGGCCGCACCUUCUGCGGCACGGGCGCCGACGGGCGGUUCGCCUGCGCCACCUGCGACUGCGGCUCGGGCGCCGUGGAGUGCGCCGGCGGGGGCGCGGCGCCACCCUGCUCGCUCGCGGAGUUCACCCUCGACGGCUCCGGCAGCAAAGACUUCUACGACGUGAGCCUCGUGGACGGCUCUAACAUCCCCGUGGCCGUGCUCCCGCAGGGCGGCAGCGGAGAGGGGUGCGGCGCCACGGGGUGCCUGGCGGACCUGAACGGGCCGUGCCCGGCCGACCUGCGGGUGGCCGGGCCCGACGGCGCCGGCAUCGCCUGCAAGAGCGCGUGCGAGGCGUUCGGGCGGCCCGAGGACUGCUGCAGCGGCGCGUUCGCCGGCGGGCCCGAGGCGUGCCGCCCGUCGGCCUACUCCAUGUUCUUCAAGAACGCGUGCCCGCGCUCAUACAGCUACGCGUACGACGACGCCACCUCCACCUUCACUUGCGCCUCCGGCACCGCCGCCUACCUCGUCGUCUUCUGCCCCGCCGCCAUGUCCAGCCUCAAGUCGUCCGUCGUGAGCACAAGCACGAGCACCACGCCGGCGCUGCCCCACGUCAACGACACCGUCUCCUACCUGGGCCGUAGCCGCGACGCCGGCAGCGGCAGCGGGUGGCAGUACGCGCGGAGCUCGAGCCAGGCGUCGUCUUCAGCGCCGAGCCCCUUCGCCAUCGCGGCGGUCGCCGCGCUCACGUGGCUCUGCGGCAGCAGCGCCGGGCGCCACUGGCCGCUACUGUCUCCGUCCUAG